This is a messenger RNA of Pocillopora verrucosa, 2393 nucleotides long. Its product is annotated as protein misato homolog 1. NCBI's taxonomy places the organism in Eukaryota, Metazoa, Cnidaria, Anthozoa, Scleractinia, Pocilloporidae. Gene Ontology annotation, cellular component: cytoplasm; mitochondrion. The record is from RefSeq and is a predicted model, not a curated record. Gene Ontology annotation, biological process: mitochondrion organization.
AUGGCGGGCAGUCUAACACGAGAGGUGAUAACUCUCCAAUUUGGUCAUUACUCCAACUUUGUCGGUACUCACUGGUGGAAUAUUCAAGAAUCUAGCUUCUGCUAUGACCCUAGUUCUUCAUUUCAACAAGAAAUUAACCACGAUGUGUUGUUUAGGGAAGGUUUAACUUUACAGGGCGACCAAACUUACACUCCAAGGUUGUUGGUGUUCGAUUUGAAAGGAAGUCUAAAAAAUCUACCAAAAUAUGGAACUUUGUAUCAGACUCCAUCUGACGGCCACGAAACCUUGUGGGAAGGGGCAGUUUCUGUACAUGAAUCAGAACCAGAACCUAAAAAUGAAUUUCAAAUGGACUUGGAAGCGGUACUGGAGUCUGAGAACGAUCGCGAAACAGAAGUUUCUGUUGACAAUAAAACGCUUGAUCAGGAUCCUGUCGAUAAAAACCCAAGAGAAAAGUAUUAUGACCUGGAUAAAAAUGUCUUUGUGUGGUCAGACUUCUUAGGAACCUGCUUGCAUCCGAAAUCAAUUCAGCUUGUGCGGGAUUACCUGCAUGAUGGAAGCACUAGUCCAUUUGAUGUGUUUGGAUACGGACAGUCUGUAGCCAAAGAUGAACACUUUUAUGAUGAGUUUGAAAGCAAUCUUCAUUUCUUUGUCGAGGAAUGUGACAGUCUACAGGGAUUCCAGAUAUUCUCUGAUGUAUAUAAUGGUUUUGGUGGCAUAAGCAGCCAGCUACUUGAAGACCUAAGAGAUGAGUAUGGGAAUAAAUCGUUUCUUACAUUUGGAGUUACACCAACUGAAUUUCCCAAGGAAGCACAUAAAGAUGCUGUUCAUAGAAUCCUGAAUUCAGCUCUGAGUUUUGGUCAGUUGGCAUUAAACAGUGAUCUGUUUGUACCUAUGUCACUUGCUCAAGAGGUGUGGCCACACCUGGGACAAGCCAGGGAUUUUCCUCUUUUAGAUUACAAGCCUGCUUUGUCAUACCACACCAGUGCAGUGUUGGGAGCAUGUGUGGACACAAUCACUAUGCCUUACCGGCUCCUCACACCUCAGGCAGUCAACAUGAACAGCUUUGUAAAUAGUGUGGCAUUUGGAGAGAGAAAGAUUGCCAGCCUCUCGUUGACUUUCCCUUUACCCAUAGAAGAUGCUAUUCCUUUGUCGUCCCUUCUAGGCUCUACACUGAGUAGAAAUGGAACAGAACUUUUUCAGUCAGUAACUCCUGGUAUUUCACAUUCUUCCUCUCUUAUAUCUCAGUCUGCAGUCAUAAGAGGCAUCCCUGCUUCUUUCACCCAUACACCUCAACAAAACAUCCAGUCCCAGAAUUCUGUGUUGCAUGAGAACCCAUUUGAAGUUUGCACAACUGCUAGUGAAAUGGUUCAAACAUUUCUGCAAAAUUUACACCCUCAGACUCAACCUGUGUGUUGGAAUGUCAAUCAAACUUGUAUGGUCAAGCCUCCUUUUCCAAAUAUUUUCGGCUCAAGAGUAACCAAUGAUGGACUUGUUGUUGAUGGAUAUACAAGACCAGAGAGUGUACGAGUGAGUCAGACAAGUGUUCUUAGUCGUCUCGAGACAAAUUCCGGCAUCGCUAGUAUGCUUCUGUCAUUGAUUCAGUGGGCAAAAAGAGUAAAUAUCAGUAAGCAUCAUUUGUUUUUGGAAUCAGGUACUGAAGAAGAAACAUUUAAAGAAAUGCUUGAAGAUUUGACUAGUUUGUCUCAGCGUUACGUGAACCCGUGAUACAGUAAAAUAGAGAGUUCUUUAAAGAACAGAUUCACUUCGUUGUAAUAGCCCACGAAAAUUUCGCCUGAAAAUCCCAGGCAAUCUCUCAUCCCCUGGGUAAAAUAACAAAUAAAAGGAAGCGUUUCAAUUAGUGCUAGAAUCUUUUUAUCUUUAAAUUAAAGAAAGUUUCCUCUGUCUACGUAUGUUACAAUGAAGUGAAACCAAAAUCUUUAGAUUCAGUGACUGAAAUUUCUCCUCGGUGAAAUAAUGCAUCUUUCCCACGAAAAUUGAUAAGGCUUUUAGGAAUUGGCAACGUCUCACGAUUUUUACCUAUAGGUCUCAGACUGCGAUAGACGUUUGCUUCUGGUUGUUGUAAUCUACAUGAAACGACUUCCUAAGUUUGCGCACUAUCUUACCGGUCGGCUGCGAUGUACACCCUGUAGGAAAACUCCGGCUUUAAAACCACCUUAUCCACUUUCUGUGUCUUCGACGGAAGAACAAAUUAGUUUGAACUGUUUCUGCCAGUUAAAAGAAUUGUUUUUCUGUGCGAAUCAGUGUAGCAGACAUCUCAAUACUAAACGGAAAAAAUGACGUUUGAAUCGACGGAUUGUACGCCACAAAGAUCUACGUCAAGCGCGAGAAAAGAAAUGCACGCGCGCGGUAGUUAGGGUCGCUUUACAAAAUUC